This is a messenger RNA of Phasianus colchicus (ring-necked pheasant), 1449 nucleotides long. Lineage: Eukaryota; Metazoa; Chordata; Aves; Galliformes; Phasianidae. The record is from RefSeq and is a predicted model, not a curated record.
CACGCCACCGGCCGUGUGGCCACGCCCCCUCCUUCUGCCCCCAUUGGUCGAGGAGGAAGGCGGAGCGAUGACGUAGGAGGAGGAGAGGGCGGGUAGCGGAUAUAGGGCAGCGGUAGCGGGCGAGCCGGGAGCGAGAUCCGGACCGACAUGGAGCGUGUGGUGCUGGUGACGGGAGCCAGCGGCGGCGUGGGGCUGGCGUUGUGCCGCCGGCUGCUGGGGGAGGAUGGACGCAUCCACCUGUGCCUCGCCUGUCGCAACGCCCAGAAGGCAGAGGCCACGCGGGACUUGGUGCUGCAGGAGUACCCCGCCGCGCAGGUCUCCACCGUGGAGGUAGACCUGGGCAACCUGGCCUCCGUGCUGCGUGCCGCUCAGGAGCUGCGCUGCAGGUUCCAGCGCCUGGACUUUGUCUACCUCAAUGCCGGCAUCAUGCCCAACCCUCAUGUCAACUUCAAGGCCCUCUGGAAGGGGCUCCUGACCGGGAAGGUGCUCCACAUGCUGACCACUGCAGAAGGCAUCAUGACACAGACCGACAGACUGAAUGGAGAUGGGCUGCAGGAGGUGUUUACCACCAACCUCUUUGGGCACUUCAUCCUGGUGAGGAUUCGUCAGCUCGAGUCUCUGCUCUGUGGUAAUGAAAAGCCAUCACGACUCAUCUGGACCUCCUCCAGCAAUGCAAGGGAAUCUGCCUUCAGCCUGUCUGACUAUCAGCAUGCCAAGGGGCAGGAAUCAUACAGUUCCUCCAAAUAUGCCACUGACCUGACAAGUGUGGUUCUGAACAGGAAAUUUAAUAAGCAGGGUCUGUAUUCCAGUGUUGUUUGUCCUGGCCUCGUUAUGUCCAACAUGACCUUCCGAAUUUUGCCAGUUUUUAUGUGGGUGCUGCUGAUGCCCAUCAUGUUUUUGAUACGUUUCUUUGCCAAGACUUACACUCUGACACCUUAUAAUGGAGCAGAAGCUCAUGUGUGGCUGUUCAAGCAGAAGCCAGAAUACCUGGAUCCACUUGUCAAGUACCACAGCUGUACCUCUGGACUGGGGAAGAACUUUGUGGAGCCUAGAAAGAUUGAUGUGGAUGAAGAAACUGCUGAGAAAUUUUACCAGAAGCUGUUGGAACUGGAGGAGCAAACUCUAGAGAAAUACGGCGAUCUCCUAGAUUAAAUAAAACUCAUUCUCAAUGAGUUAAGGCUUCUAUCAGUAACAUGGCUUCCUUCAUUCUGGUGCUACUUGGGGUGCCUGCUGUUCUGUGGGCAUAUGGCUUCAGCACUGAUCUUCCUUCUCUAAAGAAGGUGAACAGUUCCUGAAAAUGGAAAUGUGACAACUGAAGAAGAAUAUUUAGUCUUUCUGGUAUGGGAUUUUUCUGGCAUAAAACUGGAGACCUAGUGUAGGUGGAAACUGUCCUAACACAGCUGUGAGGGGUUGUCUUCUAAAAACAUGACUGAACUGUGUACAGCUCAA